Molecule: messenger RNA, 1140 nt
Organism: Rhopalosiphum padi (bird cherry-oat aphid)
Lineage: Eukaryota; Metazoa; Arthropoda; Insecta; Hemiptera; Aphididae
Product: zinc finger MYM-type protein 1-like
Exons: 2
Coding region: 1-1140 (379 amino acids)
Source: RefSeq, a predicted model, not a curated record
AUGGUAAAAUAUAAAGAUGCUUUGCCCGAUCUUCUAGAACAUAGUAAAAAAGAUAACCAUAUUUUAUCUGGUAAGAGAGUAUAUGACUUUUUAGCUUAUUAUGAAAGCGGAGGCAAAAUAGGCAUAGAUGUAGUUCUAAGUGAUCAUAUGUCACAGAUAGUUGAACAUAAUCGUAAAAGACUCAUACCAAUAAUCAAAACAAUUUUAUUUUGUGCUCAAAACAAUUUGGCUUUACGUGGUCAUAGAGAAUUAGGAUCAUUGAGUGAAUGUGAUGUACGAAAAGAGUGUCUAUCCGGUAAACAAGGACUCUUACGUGCCUUAUUAUCUUUUCGUAUCGAGUUCGGCGAUAAAGACCUUGAGUCUCAUUUCGACACAGCUGCUAAAAAUUGUACUAUGAUUAGCCCUACAAUUCAGAAUGAGAUCAUGGAAACAAUAGGUGACAUCACAAAAGACAAAAUUGUUAAUAGAAUUAAAGCUUCUAAAUACUACUCCAUAUUAUGUGAUGAAACCACUAAUAUAAGUACUAAAGAGCAAAUGACUAUAUGCAUUCGCUAUGUUGAUACAUCCAGUUCAAUUAUUAGAGAAGAUUUUAUUGGUUUUGUGGAAAUGGUUUCAACUACUGGAAUUUCAAUAAAAGAAACACUAAAGAAUAAAGUGGAAAAAGUUGGCUUAUAUUUUGAUGAUCUUAGAGGCCAAGGUUACGACGGGGGAUCCAAUAUAUCUGGUAAAUAUAAUGGGGUUCAAGCACUUAUAUUAGAUGAACAACCUUUGGCUUUCUAUACCCACUGUUUUAGUCAUUCUUUAAACCUCUGUCUCUCAAAGGCAUGCGAGGUAUCAUCAAUCAAAAAUAUGAACGCUUCUAAACUUGAAAUUGAAAGACGCAUACCUCGAAUUUGUGGAAGACAAACUGCCCGAAACAACGUUCAUGCCAAAGAUGCAGAGGAAUAUUAUAAAAUAGUUAUAUUUAUACCAUUUCUUGAUAAUUUAAUCUUGCAGUUGCAUUCAAGAUUUGAUAAGAGACUAGAAACAAUUAUACCAAUAGAAGGAUUCAUACCAUCUAAUUUGUCACAUUAUGAUGACCAAGCAAUUUUACCUGCUGCUUCUAUUUACGAGGAUGACUUUUUAGCCAGAUGUAUUUAG